AUGGAAAUGAUCUCGUGCUUUCAGAACCCCAUGCAGACGUCUCUGACAACGAUGGUUCCCACUAUAACUGCCAUCGUGAUAUGGUCCGUUCUUCAAUUGAAGCUGCUAGUCGACGAAGUCCGGGAUGCAAUUCGCACUGUCCGCUCUUCCAAGCUGGGAAUUUGGCAGGGGCUGCUUCGUGAUUAUUUCACCUUUUGGAAUGCCGUGGAUUGGGUCUCUAUGUGCGUGGCAGUGAUGGCCGUGUUCUUCUGGCUGAACCUUCGAACAAAGGUUGAGACGGUGAAUGGACUAUUGCCGGCAGCCGUUAGAGGCACACUAUACCCCACAGGCACCACCGUGCAAGAGCGGCGCCUCCAGUACCAGCCCACGGCAGAUGCUUGGUUCGCCGCUGCAGAGCAGAUGAGCUUGGCCAAUUCGGCGUGCACAGUGACCAUCAUCCUCUACCCCUUGGUCAUCAUGCUGCGAUUAUUCAAGUCAUUUCAAGCUCAGCCACGCCUUGCGAUCGUAACAGAGACCAUCAAAACGGCCAUCCCAGAUUUGGCCCAUUUCUUCAUUGUCGUCCUUUGCAUCUUUGGAUGCUUGUUUGUGAACAGCAUUGUCUUCUUCGGCCAGGACCUGGAAUCUUUCAGAGCCUUGACGCAUGGUUGGGUCACUGGGACUGGCAUUCAUGGAAGGCCUGACAGCACUUGGAUGUUGAUGGUUGUGUCUCUGGUGUCUCUGAACAUGCUGCUAGCCAUUGUCCUCGAUUCCUACGCCUACGAGAAGGAGAAGGCCUCAGAGCUGAAAACCCUUCUACAGCAGCUGUGGGAAGUCGUGCGGCGUCGUCAAGAGCGGCGGCAUGGCUUACGGGUGAACCUGCAGGAGAUAUGGGAUGCCUUCCUGGUGGAGUUCAACUAUGACGUGAAGGCGAUGAUGGUGAACCGCACGUUGAUCACGCCGGACUCCCUCAUGAAGCUUGCCAGGUGUAGCAUGGAGUACUUCAAGAAAUCCCGUACUUUAGCCCUAGGUUCAGGGCUCCGACUCUCCGAGUUCGCGUUUGGCUCUGGCAAGCGUUGCAUCCGGACAGGCCCUGCGGAGCGGUUGGAGAUUGGACACCUCACAGACGAGGCGCCGGAAGAUACGGUAGAGCUUGUGGCUGAGAAGCUGGAUUAUUUCGAAAGGCUCCAGGCGCCUGGUGAUGCAACAUACGAUUUCUACUUCAGCGAGGAGCACACCUCACAGGACAAGGCCUCCAAGGCCUGGAUUUCGAAGAUGGUGUCUGAGCUCUCCGGCGACCUGAAGCAAACCUUCCACCAUGGCCUGCGCCGAUACCACGUGUGGCAGGACCACAUUGAGAAAGAGCAGACAGAACUUCAUGCCUCGAUCACAGACAUGCAAAAUCUGGUCCAACAGCAUGCUGGAAUGAUUCAGGGCAUGAUCUACGCAGUUGAUAGUCUGCUAGAGCCCAGCCACCACCAAGUGGCCUCUGGCGCUGCUGGUCCUUCUACGGCUGCUGGUGCCCCUAGCUGA
Messenger RNA from Symbiodinium pilosum, 1509 nucleotides. The record is from the annotation of a GenBank genome assembly. Lineage: Eukaryota; Dinophyceae; Suessiales; Symbiodiniaceae.